This is a messenger RNA of Ilyonectria robusta, 2046 nucleotides long. Its product is annotated as sulfate transporter 4.1. Gene Ontology annotation, cellular component: membrane. Gene Ontology annotation, molecular function: sulfate transmembrane transporter activity. The transcript is spliced from 2 exons. The record is from RefSeq and is a predicted model, not a curated record. Gene Ontology annotation, biological process: transmembrane transport. NCBI's taxonomy places the organism in Eukaryota, Fungi, Ascomycota, Sordariomycetes, Hypocreales, Nectriaceae. The coding region runs from base 1 to 2046 and encodes 681 amino acids.
AUGAAGGCUGUGGAUAAAUUCACCUCGGAUCUCCGAAAUGACGUGACCUGGAACCGGGCUGCCCGUCUGGGAGUCUCUGGUGCCAAGGCGCUGCCGUCCGCCUCGGUACACUACGUCUCUGACAAAUUUCCCAUCAUCGGAUGGCUCCCGAAAUAUAAGUUCAGGUGGAUCCUGAACGACGUGAUUGCGGGCUUGACCAUUGGUCUCAUGCUCAUUCCACAGGGUCUUUCAUAUGCCAAGAUUGCAGAAAUUCCUGUCGAGUAUGGGCUCAUGUCCAGUUGGUUGCCUGCUGCUAUCUAUGCCUUCAUGGGAACGACCAAGGAUGUAUCGACCGGCCCGACGUCGCUUAUCGGCCUCCUCACAUCCGAGAACGUACAUGCACUUCAAGACCGAUGGACUCCUUCAGAGAUUGCUUCAGCAACAGCUUUCAUGAUGGGAGUCUACGGCAUGGCACUUGGGUUCCUCAAGCUCGGUUUCCUGCUGGAAUUCAUCUCCCUACCGGUCCUCAGCGGUUUCAUUACUGCCAUUGCCAUCACGAUCAUCUUGAACCAGAUGGACAAUCUCCUUGGAGAAAAUAAUGUUGGCGACGGGACGGCGACACAGAUUCAUGACAUUUUCAACGAACUCCCAAAUGCCAACGGUUGGGCAUGUCUGAUAGGUUUCACUGGGAUCCUUUUCUUGACAAUCCUCGACAAGUCUGGCAAGAGAUGGGGAAAGGACAACAAUGUCAUCUGGCUCUUGUCAAUCACCAGGGCCUUCUUGACCCUCGUCCUCUUCACUGGAGUCAGUUACGCCGUCAACAAGAACCGAGAGGAAUACCUCUUUGAGGUUGUUGAAGUCAAAUCAGAGGGCCAAGAAGCCCCAAGUAUGCCCAAGACCGAUCUCAUCCCCGAAGUUGCCGGCCGCAGUAUCGCAGUCUUCAUAGGUGCGGCGGUAGAGCACACAGCCAUUUGUCGCGCCUUUGCUGUCAAAAACGACUACACUACGGACCAGAGCCAAGAACUCUGUUACUUUGGCGUUACAAACUUCUUCAACAGCUUCUUCCACGCCAUGGGCGUCGGUGGUGCCAUGUCUCGUACCGCUGUCAACUCUGCCUGCAAUGUCAAGUCUCCGAUCUCUGGCGUCGUCACCAUGGCUGUCGUUCUAAUCUGUGUGUACGAGCUGGUCGGGACACUGUACUGGAUCCCCAAGGCAACAUUGGCGGCCAUCAUCAUCACAGCCGUUUGGGGGCUGAUUUCGCCACCUUCAACCUUUUACAGGUACUGGAGGACAUCUUUGGCCGAUUUCAUAUCUUCCAUGAUUGCACUUUGGGUCACCCUGUUUGUCUCCUCUGAGGUCGGCAUUGGCUGCGCUGUUGGCUUCAACAUUGUAUAUGUGCUACUCCGUCAAGUGUUUACUCGUCUAUCAACAACCGGCGGGGGUGUUCAGACUGGAUCUGAACUCGCACACUCCUUGAACGAGGCACGUUCGAUACCCCAAAAUCUGCCCGAAGACACCCGAAUCUUCCGGUUCAACGAGUCGCUCUUCUUCCCCAAUGCUUUUAGCAACACUAGUGCAGCCCUGGAUGAUAUCCAAACAUUUCAUGCACCAGUCUACAAUGGAAGCCAUGGUCCUGAAACGGAGCGAAACUGGUCUGUCGUCACCGAGAAGCGAGUGGCUAGGCUGCGCAAGAAGGCAGGCAUUCAUGACCCUUCAACGCUUCCUGCCAUCGGCCUCGUUGUACUGGACUUUAGUCGAGUCAACCACAUUGACAGCACAGCGGUAACCCAUUUGAAGAAUCUCGCGGCCAGCGUCAAGAAGUACGGAGGAAAGGAAGUCGAAAUUCGCUUUGUGGGGUUGUCCCCAUACGUUCGUGAGCGUUUCGAAAGGGCCCAGUGGCGUAUCAUUGAGACAGGAGACGAAGAUGAAUUUGAAGAGGAUAACCAGCCUACGGUACUAUACCGAGAUCUGGGAAGCGCCGUGAGAGCUCCAAGACGGGCGGAGUCAAUGACUAGCGAAAGCGGCCUCAAGGCACACACAGAGCACUAUGAGAAGGCCGAGGCUUGA